Molecule: messenger RNA, 2477 nt
Organism: Caenorhabditis angaria
Lineage: Eukaryota; Metazoa; Nematoda; Chromadorea; Rhabditida; Rhabditidae
Source: the annotation of a GenBank genome assembly
AUGCAAUUGGUGACCAAAGUUUUUAUCGGGUUUGCAUUUUUAUUUAUUUUAUGGACAUUAUAUGUGGAAAAUGAUAUUAUUAAGGUAAAUUUUGACUAUUUAUUUGAAAAUUUUUGAAAUUAAAAAUUAAUACCAUUCAGAACACACCGAAGUUUGACGAGUUGGAUGAUUUGAUGAGAGCAACAGAUCGACUAGAAAGGCUGCUGAAAUUCGAAAAUGAACAUAUGAAAAAAUUAGAGAAAGAGCUGAAAAGUUUGAGCGGCGGAUUGAAAGAAAAAUAUCGGCUACAGGAUUCGAUUGAUAAAAGUUCAAAAAGUUGGAAAGAGCCGAUACCUGUUUUGGUGAGCAAAUAUUGAUUUUAGAUAGAUUGAUCAUUGACUUCUUACAUUUUUUGUAGGUAUUUUCUUGUAAUCGUGCGUCGGCGGUUCGUGAGCAUGUUAAGAAGUUGCUCAAUUAUCGACCGAGCAAGGAACUUUUUCCUGUUAUUGUGACACAGGAUUGUGAUAAUGAGGCGGUGAAAAAUGAAAUCAAGAAUUUUGGAGAUGAUGUUCAAUAUAUUAAGGUAACAAAUUUUGAUAAAUCUAAGAAUAAAAUGAGAGGGCCUUGAUGGUUAUUUUUUAUUGAAUUUCAAACUCAAGACAAAUUUUGAAAUCUGAAAUUUAGCAUAAAAAAUAGAAAAACAGUAUCAACUAGUUUCAAUUUAUUCAAACGCUUAAAAUUGUUCAGACUUUUUUUACUGAUCUUUUGAGAUAAAAAUUAAAAUGUUUGCAACUUUUUCAAAUUUGAAAAAUUAAAAAAUGAACGGAAAUUACGUCACUGAAUUUGUUAUGUAAGCUAAACGUUCCGAGAAAGAACUCGAAAUGUUUUCAUGUGUAAACAUAAUUAACCAUGCUUGAGAAAAUCCUAAAACUCUGUUUGAAACUUUGAAUCUAUGUAUGACGGAUCAAAAACAUAAAUAGACACAACUUCAUAAAAUUUGAAUUUCAAUUUAGAAAAGAAUUUAUAUUUUAUUCACCACAGGCGUCUUUAUAGAAAACGUUUCUAGUUCAAGACCUCAAAAUCUCUCCGACCAACACAUUUUGGUCUAUAAUUGUUACUUUUCAGCACAUCGCCGGUGACAAAGCCAAAAUCACAAUUCCUAUGCAACAUCGAAUGUACACUGCAUAUUAUCGAAUUGCCAGACACUACAAACUUGCUCUCGAUUAUGUUUUCAACACCAAAAAAUAUACAUCUGUCAUUAUAACUGAAGGUAUGUAAAGCUAAUAUUUCCGAAUUUCAAUUCUGCUUGUUUUCAGAUGACUUGGAUAUCUCUCCAGAUUUCUUCUCAUUCUUCUUGUCAACAAGAUAUCUGAUGAGAGAAGAUCCAAAAUUGUGGUGUGUUUCAGCGUGGAAUGAUAAUGGAAAGGUGAUAAUUUUAUUACAAUUUGGAACUGAACUCAAUAAUGAUAUUUAUUUUCAGCGUGAAAACAUUGACAUAGAAGCUUAUGCCAAAUUAUAUCGCAGUGAUUUCUUCCCAGGAUUAGGAUGGAUGAUGUCCUCGUAAGUUUCUCUAAAUCAACAUAACUCAUCACACAAAGUAUAAUUUCAGUGACACGUGGAAUGAGUUAUCAGGAAUUUGGCCAGUUGGAUUUUGGGAUGAUUGGAUGCGUGAUCCUUUGAGACGAAAAGAUCGACAAUGUAUUCGACCCGAGAUUAGUCGAACUGGAAUGACAAACUUUGGAAAGGAGGGGGCUAGCAAAGGACAAUUCUUCAAUAAACAUUUGGCAAAAAUUGUGGUGAACAAGGAAAAUAUUGAUUUUUCAAAAAUUGAUCUGGAUUAUUUGUUGCCUGCUAAUUUUGAGAGAAUGUUUAAAGCUGAAGUUUUGGAGGAAGCUGAUUUGAUGGAUAUUUCGGAGGUGACGGCAUAUGUUUUGGAUCCAAAAAAUAAAGGAACCAGCAUUAGGUGAGACUUUUGUUAUGGUUUUUUAUUGGCAAGAGUGUCUCAAUAUAAGAAGGGAAAAUUUGUCGACAAAAAUAAGCACGUUAUCCAAUUUUCCCGAAAAAAAACCUAAUUUCAUCACGUCAUAAUUGUAUAUUAGUACACAUGUCUCUGAAAUAUAAUUACUUGUUAUUGAAGUAAUUCGGAGCACAAGACAGCUUAUUUUCAAUAGAACUUCUGAAUAUAUUAGUACAGAUCGAACAUUUGAAAACAUACAAAUGUUUCAGAGUCGUUUACACUGGAAAUAUUGACUACAUUGAAAAAGCCGACAAACUGCACAUUAUGCACGAUUUCAAAGCCGGAGUUCCACGAACUGCUUACGAUGGAAUUGUGACAUGUUUCAUUAAUGGAGUUCGCAUUUUCCUUGUCCCUGAUCGCACAAAAAUACCAGGUUAUAAUCCAGAUUGGUCAGUUCCAGCCAGUUUUGGGGAAUAGAGAAUUAUUAUGAUUAUUUUUUUAAUUUUCAGACUUUUCACGGGUUUCUCAGUCUUGUCUUUAA